Messenger RNA from Eucalyptus grandis, 1251 nucleotides. RefSeq names its product non-functional NADPH-dependent codeinone reductase 2. Gene Ontology annotation, molecular function: aldose reductase (NADPH) activity. The record is from RefSeq and is a predicted model, not a curated record. The transcript is spliced from 4 exons. Gene Ontology annotation, cellular component: cytosol. The coding region runs from base 37 to 1002 and encodes 321 amino acids. Lineage: Eukaryota; Viridiplantae; Streptophyta; Magnoliopsida; Myrtales; Myrtaceae.
AGGUCUGGCCUGUAUUACAAAAAAGUACGGCCAAACAUGGCCAAUGUUACUAUUCCAGAGACUACGCUCAACACAAGCGGCAAACCGAUCCCGCUUCUUGGCUUCGGAACAGCCGAGUUCCCGUUUGGCUCCUCUGACAACGUGAAGGAACACCUUCUCCAAGCGAUCCAAUUGGGUUACCGGCACUUCGACUCAGCCUCGAUUUACCUGUCCGAGCAGCCCCUUGGAGAAGCCAUGGCCGAUGCUCUCGAGGUCGGCCUCCUAAACUCGAGGGACGAGCUGUUCAUCACCACGAAGCUCUGGUGCAGCGAUGCGCAUGGCGACCGCGUUGUCCCUGCGCUCCAGAGAUCCCUCAAGAAUCUCAGGCUCGAGUAUGUGGACCUGUAUCUGGUACAUUUUCCGUUGAGCUCGAAGCCAGGAGAGUGUGAGAUUCCAGUGAAGGAGGAUCUGCUUCAGUUUGAUUAUGAGGGUGUGUGGAAAGCCAUGGAAGAGUGCCAGAAGCAGGGCCUGGCCAAAAACAUAGGAGUGAGCAAUUUUUCAAGCAAAAAGCUUGAGAAGUUACUGAGCAUCGCUGAGAUUGCUCCCGCAGUCAACCAAGUGGAGAUGAACCCUCUGUGGCAGCAACAAAAGCUAAGAGAAUUUUGCAAGGAAAAGGGAAUACACAUCACUGCUUACUCUCCUCUAGGUGCCAAAGGAACACUUUGGGGGACCAACAGAGUGAUGGAAGCCGAGGUGCUCCAAGAGAUUGGCAAAGCCAAAGGAAGGACACUUGCCCAGGUUUGUUUAAGGUGGGCAUAUGAACAAGGAGUUAGUGUGCUAGUGAAAAGCUUCAACAAAGAGAGGAUGAAAGAGAACCUCGACAUAUUCGACUGGAGCUUGAGCCUUGAAGAAUUGAACAAAAUUAGUCAAAUUUCACAAAAGAAAGGAUACGCCGGACUUCAAUUUGUGUCCCCAAAUGGUCCUUACAGGUCACCUGAAGAGUUCUGGGACGAGGAGAUUUGAUCAAGAACCAUUAAUUGCUUCAUUUAGUCCAUUCAACUUGAGACUUAUUGAAUGAAUUAUCUAUCCCAAGAUAGUUGAGCCUUAAUCCUAAAGGAACGCUAGUCCCUUCUAUUUUCCAGUGCUCAUCCGUCAUUGAGCAGUGCAAUGAAAGGUGAUUCAAACUGUAAUAGAGAGGUGUUUUAAAAUGUAUACAUGACUAAUAAUUAUUUGACAGCACCAGUCAAAUAAUUUUUAUCAUAAUAUUCGUAA